AUGGAUGCAGGCAAGAACCAGACACCGCGCCGCUAUGGAUUUGCGUGUCUGAUGUGCUGGCGCCGAAAUAUCAGGUGCGACGGCAAGAAGCCGAACUGUGCGAACUGUAUCAAAGCCAAGGAGAUAUGCAGUUACAAGGAGAGUCCCGGCUACAACGCGCACUUGGUCCAACAGUUGCACCAGUUCAAGAAGCGUGUCGAUGACCUGGAAUCCCAUUUACGGGAUCUGGCCCAUCUCGGCCAUGAAGACCGCGAUCGCCGGCUCGCGGAGAUCAUCCGGGACUUUAAUAAAUUGGAUAUGGACGGCACCUCGCCAGACCAGAUGACUGAGCUUUCGCAGUCGUACGACACCGACAAGGACACCGCCAGCGAAGACCUGCAGCCGACCGAUUUUAGCGUCGGAGAACAUGGCAUGGUAAGCCCUAUCCCGAUAUCCUCGGUGUCAUCCCGGAGGAAGUGGAUGUGA
Molecule: messenger RNA, 465 nt
Organism: Penicillium alfredii
Lineage: Eukaryota; Fungi; Ascomycota; Eurotiomycetes; Eurotiales; Aspergillaceae
Product: Zn(II)2Cys6 transcription factor domain-containing protein
Exons: 1
Coding region: 1-465 (154 amino acids)
Biological process (GO): regulation of DNA-templated transcription
Molecular function (GO): zinc ion binding; DNA-binding transcription factor activity, RNA polymerase II-specific
Source: RefSeq, a predicted model, not a curated record